AACCAUUUGUUAAGUCAGGAGUGAAGUGACUGACAAGCCAGGAAGCCUCCCCUGACCCCAAGUUUCCUGAUGAGGAACAAGGAAAGAUUUAGUUUCAGUUUUUCAUGGUGCCCAUUUGUCUCAUCUUUUAUGUGUUAGUGUUGUGUCUGUUGUUUGUCUGACUUUGCAUUCUUUUCAGUCCUCAUCAGGAGCAAAGUGAUGGGAGGAUCCUGCUCUACCGGGUCCACUCCACUUGACUGUUUUCUCACUAAUUUUAAAUUGGCUUUUUCUCCAGAACAAGAAGAUGAAUAUGGGGAAAAAUUUUCUCGCAAAAGACUUCGCUCCCUGUGCCAACUGGAAUGGCCAGCCUUCGGGGUAGAAUGGCCAGCCAAAGGGACUUUUGACCCCAGUAUUUGCCAGAAGGUGUGGGGCAAAGUCACCGGUUGCCCUGGCCACCCAGACCAAUUUCCCUACAUAGACAUCUGGGUUCAGGCUUGUGAGGAGCCUCUGGGUUGGCUGCAGUGCUGUUCUCUUCAAACAGACACUUGCAUUUUAGUCCCUGCCCUGAAAGGACACUGGGGACUUAAGACCCGGGCUCCCAAGCCAGUACUCUCACAGGAACCUGACCCCCUAGAUCCCUUGGGAGGGCCUCUGCCCUAUGUGGAACCCUCCAACUCCUCAGAUGAAUCCCAUUCUAGACCCCAAACUCCUUUCCUUCCUCCAUCUGUUCAACCUUUGGCUCCUACCUCUCUCUAUCCUCCUCUCCCUGAGGGGCCCCACUCUCUAGACUUGGUGACUUCUCCCCCACACAUGUGAGCUGGGGCUGCGUAUGGACCUAGUGAGUUCCCUGCGGGGGAAACUAGUUUGGCUUCUCUCUUGCCCCUUCGGGAGACUGAGCAAGGUCACUAUGUUUAUAUCCUUUUCACUACCAGUGACUUAUACAAUUGGAAACACCAGAAUCCUCCUUUUUCAGAGAAACCCCAAGCUCUAUCUCUCUCCUAGAGUCUAUCUUUCAUACCCAUGAUCCUAGUUGGGAUGAUUGCCAACAACUCCUCCAGGUCCUUUUUACCUCAGAGGAGAGGGAAAGAAUCUGGGGCCAAGCUGUAAGGUCAGUAUUAGGCAGAGCAGAGGGCCCCCUAGAUGAACAGCAGUGGGCCUGUAUUGAGGCACAACUCCCAUCCACCCAACCCCGUUGGCAAGUUAAUUCCUUGGGUGGGAGAGAGGCUCUCCAGAACUAUCAUCAGCAUCUCCUGGCCAGCCUGAGGGGAGCCACUUGGAAGCCUACCAAUUUGAGCAAGGUAAGCGAGGUCCUUCAAGGAUCAGAGGAAUCCCCUUCUGCCUUUGUGGAGCAUCUGUUGGAAGCAUAUCGUACAUAUACUCCAAUUGAUUCAGAUGCCCCUGCAAAUCGGCAGGCAAUAAAUUUGGCAUUUGUUACCCAGUUGGCCCCAGACAUUAGAAAGAAGCUGCAAAGGCUAGAAGGAUUUGAGGGAGAGAAUAGAGAAAAGUUGAUGAGUGUAGCCAUGAAGGCAUUUAACAACAGGGAUCCUCUGGAAGAGAGAAUGGCCAAGAGGCUGGGAAAAGUGACCAUAGCCACUUUGGCUGAUGGAGUAUUUGUCCAGAAAGAAAGACCUGAAAACAAAGGAGGGAACAAGGGAAAGAUCUGACCCUUAUUAGAAAAAGAUCAGUGUGCCUAUUGGAAGGAAAGGGCCAUUUUAAAAGGGACUGUGAAAAGCUAAAAAGAAAAAGAGAAAAGGAGGCUCAAAAGGAAAAAGGUAGAAUCCUUUUAGUAGAUGAAGAAGAUUGAUGGGCCAAGGCUCAUGGCCACUUAACCCUAACGAGCCUAUAGUGGCUUUGGAAAUAGUGGGAACAGAUGUCCAGUUCCUUGUGGACACUGGAAUAGCCUACUCUGUCCUGAAGACCCCCUUUGGAACCCUCACUUCCUUAAAAACCUCCAUUACUGGAGCCACAGGAAAGUCGGCCUCCUACCCUUGGACCACUAAGUGAACUGUAAAUCUAGGAAAAGGCACCGUCACCCAUUCCUUCUUAGUUAUCCCUGAGUGCCCAUACCCAUUGGUGGGAAGAGAUUUGCUAAGAAAAUUGGGGGCUGUUAUUUCCUUUGAGCCUGAAGGAGAGACUUUCGAACUCAAGCCACCCUCUGCCAUUAUGGUAACAUUUCCCCUAGAAGAUUAAUUUAAAUUGCUAAAGGAGGGCACAGAGCCCCCCGAACAGAAAUGGGACUACCUUCAGAAAAAGUUUCCCCGGGUAUGGGCUGAAACCAAUCCACCUGGGCUGGCCAAACACCAUGCCCCAGUGGUGGUUCAAUUGUUGACCUCUGCUACCCCUGUCUGUGUGUGACAGUACCCCCUCCAGCUGGAGGCCAAGGUGGGGAUCUCCAAACACAUCCACUGACUCCAGGAAGCUGGCAUCUUGGUCCCUUGCCAGUCAGCCUGGAAUACACCCCUGCUUCCUGUGAGGAAGCCUGGCACCUCAGACUUCAGAACAGUACAGGAUUUGCGGGAGGUAAACAGCUGGGUGGAGACUGUCCACCCAAUGGUACCAAGCCCCUAUACACUGUUGAGUCUCAUCCCUCCUGCUCAUGUGUGGUACUCGGUAUUAGACCUCAAAGAUGCAUUUUUCAGCCUGCCCCUAGCACCAGUGAGCCAGCCCCUCUUUGCCUUCAAAUGGACUGACCCAGACACCAGGACUACUGUACAGCUGACAUGGACCUGGUUGCCACAGGGAUUCAAGAACUCCCCCACUCUGUUUGGAGAAGCUCUCAGCAAAGAUCUACGAAAGCUAAGGAGAGUUUUUCCCCAAGCAACUAUUCUUCAGUAUGUAGAUGACCUCCUAGUGAAAACUUCGACCGAUGAAGAAUGUCUUGUGGCCACUGAGGGCCUCCUGGAAGUCCUCCAAGACCUGGAAUAUCGGGUGUCUUGGAAGAAAGCUCAGCUCUGCCAGACCAAGGUAACCUACUUGGGCUACAUUCUUGAGAAAGGAAAGAGGAGGCUGGCAGAAUCAAGGGUAUCAGCAAUUCUCCAGAUUCCGGAGCCAAGCUCAAAGAAACAGGUGUGAGAAUUCUUAGGGGCUGUUGGGUAUUGCAGAAUUUGGAUUCCUGGCUUUGGUGAGAUUGCCGACCCCCUGCAUGAAGCCACUGUUGGGGGAAAUACGCCCUUCAAAUGGACUGAGGCUUGCGGGCAGGCAUUUCAAUUGCUCAAGACUGAGCUUGCAUCAGCACCAGCCCUGGCAUUGCCAGGCUUAAACAAGCCCUUCACUCUGUAUGUAGUGGAGAGAAAUGGGGUAGCCAAGGGAGUGAUUACUCAGCUUUUGGGACCAUGGAAGCAGCCAGUGGCAUGCCUCUCGAAGAAACUAGACCCAGUGGCCUAAAGGUGGCCUACCUGUCUGAGGACGGUAGCAGCAGCUGCCGCUCUAACCUGAGAGGCUGACAAACUGACAUUCGGACAGGAUUUGACUUUGAUCACUCCCCAUGCCAUUGAGCCCUUGUUGAAUAGCUUGCCUAGCAAAUGGCCGUCUAAUGCCAGACUGUUACAAUAUCAAGGACUCUUGUUAGAACAGCCACACAUUAAGUUUACCACCACCACUAGCCUCAAUCUGGCUACUCUACUCCUGGAAUCCGAUGAACAGAUGCCCAUCCAUGAUUGCCUCAAGACUCUUGAAAACUUGAGGGGAGGGCAUCUGGAUUUAAUGGACCAGGCUCUCCCCCAAGCAGAGACAAUGCUCUACACUGAUGGGUGCAGUUUCGUGCAUGACAGAGUGCGGUAUGCUGGGGCAGUGGUGGUCAACCAGGACCAACAGGUGGAAUGGGAGCAGGGGCUACCCCAAGGGACAUCAGCACAGAGGGCUGAGCUGAUUGCUUUGACUAAGGCUCUGGAACUGGGGAAAGGCAAAAGGAUAAAUAUUUUCACUGACAGCCAUUUUGCUUUUGUCACCACCCAUGUGCACAGGGAAAUUUAUCAGAACUGAGGGCUGCUGACCUCUGAAGGAAAGGAAAUUAAAAACAAGACUGAGAUACUGGAAUUGCUACAAGCCAUCUGGUUGCCCAGAGAGGUUGCCAUCAUCCAUUGCUGUGGGCACCAAAAGGGGUCUAGCCCCGAAGUGAUUAGUAAUAAUGCUGCUGAUCAGGCAGCAAAACAAGCUGCCCAAAGAUCAAUGGUGAAGCAAAUGGUUUUGCUUUCCAUGCCAGUACUCCCAGAAAAACCUGAAUACACAGAUAAAGAAGUAGCAGAAAUGAACAGGAAAUGCUGGACUCAAGGUUUGAUUCCAAGACCCUGGAAGCCCAUUGGAAGGGACCGUUUCCCCUUGCCCUGGUGACUCCCUCAGUGGUGAAGGUAGCUGGACACUCUGCCUGGAUCCACCCCAGCCAUUUGAAGGUGGCACCCGCUGAGGAAGUGGUGUUGACAUGGUGGAUCAACCAGAACAAAGAGGACCCCCUCAAGAUAAGAUUAAUCAAGGACUGAGAUGGGUAAUGUGGGGACUUAUAGGAACCUUGGUCUUGUCGGCUUGGGUACAAGGAGAUGUUCAAUGGCUAGCACCUUCUAGUCAUGCCCCCCAAAAUUGGACAUGGUCUCUCAAAAAUUCACUUACUGGAGCCCUGAUUGCCAUUGUCACAACAGACAGACAGUCUGUCUUUCAGGUUGACUUGUGUGAUAUAGGACUGGUUACUGGAACCGUGGGAGUGUCUGACAUUGCAGGACCAUGUUCAGAUCCCCCUUCAACCCCUGGCAGAAAACUGGGAUGGUCUACACUUAACAGAAAAAGGGGUCUCCAGACCAUAGAUAUUUAUGCAUGUUCUAUAGGUAAAGACCCAAAAUGUAAUGGGGGGCCAGGAUACCACUGUUACUAUUGGGGCUGUGAGUCCAUAGCCCCGUGGAAAAAUAAUGACCAGUAUUUAGCCUUGGAGUGGUGAACAGCUAGUAUCUCAUGCUCCCUGGGACAUUGUAAGCCCAUUUGGUUAAUGCUAAAACAAUGGCAAAAUCCAUACAAAGAAUGGGAGGAAGGUAAAUUUUGGAUGGUGGCACUGAAUGCAAAUGGAGAGGACCCAAUGACAGACAUCAUCAUUCAGCGAAGUCCGGUAGUGACACCAUCCAAACCAGUAGAAAAUCUUUAUAAGAUAUUGAGCCCCCCAAAAGACAGUGGCCAACCCCACAGGCGCUGAGGAAAUUCCACUUCCUUGGCUGAGAAAGAAAACACACACUCACCCCGCUGGCCGCCCGGGUAACACCCUACCCAACAAGGUGCCCAUAACUGCCCCAGAGUCGCCAAUCCAACCAUACUUAAAAAAUGCUGGAUGCUAUGUUUAUGGUGUUAAAUGGAUCAAACAAUAAUGUUACUAAUGAAUGUUGGAUGUGUCUAAACCCAAAGCCCCCAUAUUAUAUAGGAAUAGCAAUCAAUGGAACUUACACUGAAACCAGCCAAGAUGGGUGUGAUUGGAAACAGAUGAGGUUGUCAAUAGGGGAUAUACAUGGAAGAGGGUCGUGCGUUAAAAACUCUAAGGUCAUCUCAUCUUACUUGGACAGUGCUUGCUUUUACCAAACAGCUUCUACAGAACCUGAUAAGUACCUAAGGGCAGAAAACAACUCAUGGUGGACAUGCACAGGAGGCAUAACCCCUUGCCUCUCUGUUGCUGUCCUACAAAGGGAGCCCGAGGUUUGUGUGCUGGUCCAUAUCUUGCCCCAGGUAUUUAUAUAUGGUGGAGAACAGGGAUGGGAAUAUUUGACUAGGAAAGUCCACCCUAUAAGAAUAAAGCAUCCUCCUGCCCUAAUCCCAGUACUGGCUAUAGGAGGGAUUGCAAGAUCCACAGCCCUAGGAGCAGCAGCAUUGGUGGUGCAAGAUGCCAACUUUAAGGCCCUAACUCAACAGGUAAAGAUAGACUUGGGCCUGAUCGCUAAAUCAGUAUCCCAUCUAGAAAAACAAGUGGACUCCUUGGCAGAAAUGGUCCUCCAGAACCGCCAAGGUCUCGAUCUCCUGUUCAUGAAAGAAGGUGGGCUGUGUGCAGCCUUAGGAGAACAGUGCUGUUAUUAUGCCAAUAAAUCAAGAAUUAUUCGAGACACCCUGGCUACAGUGAACAACCAUUUGCUAGAAAAAUAUGACAGAUUAGAAGAAAAUUCUGGGUGGUAUCAGUCUUUGUUUAACUGGUCUCCCUGGUUGACUACCCUUGUUUCUGCCCUUGCUGGACCCCUGUUAAUCCUGUUACUAGCUUUGACUUUUGGGCCAUGCUUUAUUAAUAAACUUAUGGCCUAUGUAAGGGCCUGGGUAGGAUCUGUUCACCUAAUGGCUCUGAACCAACAGGCUAGGUACUGUUCAGUACCUCUUGAUGAAGAAAGCCACAUGUAAGAUUACUUGCUUGCAUAAAAUCAGUGGGGAAUGUAAGACCCAGAUGAGACAGUGCAAGUAACGCCAUCUUAUUACAGGCCCUCCAUCUUGUCCCUGUGGGUUUCAGGUUCACUACAGGACACAGAGUUCCCAGGAUGUACUUGUUUAUCUGUUAAGACACCAGGAACAUACCAUUGUUUCUGUGUAAGGAACAUCCUGUUUGCUAAGUAAAGAACAUCUGCAACCCCCCCAACCAUCCCCUAACUGCAAAAAUUUCACUUCUGUAGUUCUGCUUGCUAAGCACCCCUGCAGCCCCUAUAAAACCUUCCAACCCCCUGAACUCGAGGCCCUCUCUAAGCCUGUUGCUUGGGGAGUGCCAUCUGGCCAGACUAAUAAAGGUCUGUUUUACUUUUC
This is a messenger RNA of Heterocephalus glaber (naked mole-rat), 6723 nucleotides long. The record is from RefSeq and is a predicted model, not a curated record. Lineage: Eukaryota; Metazoa; Chordata; Mammalia; Rodentia; Bathyergidae.